AUGAAUAUCUUCAGAUUACUUGCUGAUUUCUCCCAUCUUGCGUCGAUAUUUGUCCUUCUACAAAAAAUGAAGUCUUCAAGCAGCUGCUCCGGAUUGUCUUUCAAGUCGCAGGCUCUCUACUUGAUAGUUUUUGUUACUAGAUAUCUUGAUUUGUUCUGGGCUUUUACGGACUCAUUAUACAAUACAACCUUCAAAAUCUUGUUCAUCGGCUCGUCAGGCUAUAUCAUCUACCUUAUGCUCAAUGAUUACCGACCUACACAUGACCCCAACCUCGAUACGUUUAAAGUGCAGUACCUACUUGCCGCCAGCGCCAUCCUCGCUCUUAUUUUCCCACACGACUAUAGCAUUUCGGAGGUUCUAUGGACUUUCUCGAUCUGGCUCGAGUCUGUGGCCAUCCUUCCCCAGCUUUUUAUGCUCCAACGUACCGGUGAAGCAGAAUCUAUCACUACCCAUUAUCUAUUCGCAUUGGGUAUCUAUAGGGCUCUCUAUAUCCCCAACUGGAUAUACCGAUACUUUGCAGAAAACCACUUUCAUCCCGUUCCAGUUCUGGCAGGUAUCAUCCAGACUCUUUUGUAUUCUGACUUUUUCUACAUCUACUACACCAAGAUAAUGAAAGGCAAGAAAUUCUCUCUCCCAGUCUGA
This is a messenger RNA of Aspergillus mulundensis, 642 nucleotides long. RefSeq names its product ER lumen protein-retaining receptor. Gene Ontology annotation, molecular function: ER lumen protein retrieval receptor activity. The transcript is spliced from 6 exons. Lineage: Eukaryota; Fungi; Ascomycota; Eurotiomycetes; Eurotiales; Aspergillaceae. Gene Ontology annotation, cellular component: endoplasmic reticulum; cis-Golgi network; membrane. Bases 1 to 642 code for a protein of 213 amino acids. Gene Ontology annotation, biological process: protein retention in ER lumen; endoplasmic reticulum to Golgi vesicle-mediated transport. The record is from RefSeq and is a predicted model, not a curated record.